Sphaeroforma arctica JP610 is the source of this 315-nucleotide messenger RNA. RefSeq lists its product as hypothetical. The record is from RefSeq and is a predicted model, not a curated record. The coding region runs from base 1 to 315 and encodes 104 amino acids. Lineage: Eukaryota; Ichthyosporea; Ichthyophonida. The transcript has a single exon.
AUGACUAUUUCUGCGGGUGGAUCUACUAAAAUUCGAGAUGCGGUUCUAAUCCCAUUCAAUGUUGUCUCCCACCUGCACAAUACUCAGACUGAAGUCUUCCAAGACGAUGUGUUCGGAGAAGUGGUAAAGGACUGGGAGGCUUUACUUAGUGCGAAGGACUUCUUUAACGCCGAAGCCGGCACACUCACCGCACAGCCGAAGGUUUCACUCUGUCCAAAGGAUAUGACGAAAGGUAUGAUGGCGUUGAUUGUGCAGUUUGCAUAUCUACACUAUAGGUGCCAGAGCGACAGGGAAGUAGAUGUCAAUGUGGGAUGA